Messenger RNA from Manihot esculenta (cassava), 3517 nucleotides. RefSeq lists its product as uncharacterized. Lineage: Eukaryota; Viridiplantae; Streptophyta; Magnoliopsida; Malpighiales; Euphorbiaceae. The transcript has 12 exons. The record is from RefSeq and is a predicted model, not a curated record. The coding region runs from base 673 to 2394 and encodes 573 amino acids.
CCCUCUUAACCUUAUUCACAAAUAUGGAUCGACAUUUGCUGUAUCAGAAAAAAGAAUAUCAUGUGGACAUUGUGGUCUUUCAGGUAAUGAUGCAGGGGCAUUUCCGGAAUGAUUCUAAAAAGGCAAUCAAAGAAUUUUUUAAAUGGCAGCCGCACGUUAUCUUUUGAUUGAGAGACCACGGAGCGUGUAUGCAAUAGGAGCUUGCGUACGGCGACAUAUUGCACCCAGAUGAGAUGCCCAUUUUGCCUUUUCCCUGGCAGCCAACCUGUUCAAGUCUUUGAGAUUUCACCUUUCACCACCCAGUGCCCACAUUGCCCAUCUCUCUCUCUCUCUCUCUCUCUGCCACGCCAUUAUAUAAUCUUCCAGCUUUGCAUAAACAAUUAACAAACGGAUACAGCAGUGAAAUCUCACUCACUACCUCUCCCUCUCGUCAUCUCUCUAUAUUGAGUGUCGGGUUGGGUACAUAUGUACAUAUAAACAUUAAGAGCAUUGAAUUUCCUUGGUGUUUUACAUCUGUGUGUUGUUGAAUUUACUUAUGAUGAUGGAGGAAUGCAGAGAUUAAAAGUGACCCUUGUUGUUAUUCUUGAUUGUUGAGCAUUGAAUUUUAUUGGGUUUCUCAAGGGAAUGAACUUUCCGUUAAAAGAUUUAGAGGGGAGUGAAAUAUAGUGAAAGAUGAACACGAGAGCCGGAACAAGGCUGCAGACCAUGAAAGGUCCAGUGAAGUCUGAUAAAGGGAAGGUCGAAAAGCUACAGAAGAGCAAGCAGAGAGAUGCCACAAAAACAGCCCAAAAAAAUCGACGAGCCUCAAGCAGUGAGCGGAAAAUAGCAUUGCAGCAAGAUGUUGAUAAAUUAAAGAAGAAGCUCAGGUACGAAGAGAAUGUUCACAGAGCUUUGAAGCGAGCUUUUAAUAGACCUUUGGGAGCUCUUCCUCGGCUUCCUCCUUAUCUGCCUGCAGCUACGCUAGAGCUUCUCGCAGAAGUAGCUGUUUUGGAAGAGGAGGUUGUUCGGCUUGAAGAACAGGUUGUGCAUUUUAGGCAAGACUUAUAUCAAGAAGCUGUCUACAUUUCAAGCUCCAAGAAAAAUGUGGAAAGUUUUGCAGAUUUGCAUGACUUGUCCCCAACUAAAAAUUCUAAACCAGACUAUGUCAAGACAAUAGCUCAAAGUUUAGGGGAAUCCACCACAUCCACAAUCCGGCAUUUGCCAUCUCUUUCUGAUGGGCAAGGGAAAGAGAAUCAGUUAUGUACUAAUGCCACGAAGCAGAACAAAGGUUCUUCAAUUAUUAAAGCUCAAGCUAGCAGAAGUACAGCAAAAAGACCUCCCUUUGACAAUAAACCAGUUGAGAAGCAUUUAAAUCCUCAGAAGCUGCAGAUAGAAUGUAAAGGGAGCAUUCGAGAAAAUGCCGAAGCAAGAAACGUUAGCACAACAGAAGAAAGGUUAUCUGGAGAUGAGAACCCAAACAAGAUUUCUGAGGACAUAUUGAAAUGUUUAUCAAGCAUUUUCUUACGAAUGAGCACAACAAAAAGCAGGCGUACUGCAGAGAAUUUACCUUUCUUGUCUACAUUAGUGUCCGAAGGAAAUGGUGACGAAACUGAAUAUCGAGAUCCUUAUGGUAUAUGUUCACAAUUUUGGAAGAGAGAUAUUGGUCCAUACAAGCAUUUGUUUGCUAUAGAUGCUGGCACAAUUAAUCCAAACCGAACAUCAAAUUCUUUAUUUCUACUUCAUAGGCUAAAACUCCUUCUUGGGAAACUUGAGUCUGUUGACUUGCAGGAGCUUACCCAUCAGGAGAAGGUUGCUUUCUGGAUAAACGUAUACAACUCCUGCAUGAUGAAUGCAUUUCUAGAACAUGGAAUACCAGAAACUCCUGAGAUGAUUGUUGAACUUAUGCAAAAGGGAACAAUAAACGUUGGGGGACACUUGCUAAGUGCAAUAACCAUUGAACAUUUUAUCCUCAGACUGCCUUAUCACUCGAGAUAUACCUUAUCAAAAGGAGCCAAAAAUGAUGAAAUAACAGUGAGGAGCAAAUUUGGAUUGGAGUUAUCCGAACCUUUAGUCACAUUUGCACUUUCAUGCGGAAGCUGGUCCUCCCCUGCUGUGAGAGUGUACACUGCAUCUAAGGUCGAGAAUGAACUGGACGUGGCGAAAAGGGAGUAUUUGCAAGCUGCAGUUGGAAUUUCCACCAGGAAGUUUGCAAUCCCAAAGUUGUUGGAUUGGUAUUUACUUGAUUUUGCAAAGGAUUUGGAGUCAUUGCUGGACUGGAUCUGCCUUCAGUUACCAAGUGAACUAGGGAAGGAAGCAAUUAAAUGCCUUGAUAGAGGUAAAAUGGAGCCUCAUUCCCAGUUUGUCCAAAUUAUGCCUUAUGAGUUCAGUUUUAGGUACCUUUUGUACACACAAUGAAUUUCAUUUGCCUUUUCUCCUUUUUUUUUUCACAUGAUUCUGGAAGAGUUAGUGUCUCAUUUAUUCAGAUUUUGUACACAUCCUAUAGGAUAAUAGCAAAGCUAAAUGUAUAAUUCAAUAUUAUUGUAAGUACUUGUAAAAAAAAAAAAAAAUCCCUCAUUCUCUCCAACCCAUAAUAUUCUUUUUUCCCACAAAUCAAAAUCGUUUUUUUUUUCCGCAAUCAAUGUAUAAAUCAGCAGUAUGUUGAUUGCUUGACAUGUUGCUUUGUGGCACAUUUGGUAUGUUGAUCAAUUGAUGUGGGGAAAAAUGAACUUGGAAAGUGACUUGCUUGUGAUUCACUCUGGUACUGAAACAAUAAAACGACAUUGUUAUUGCUCUCCCUUUGGUGCAAUUGGUUUGCCAUCUACAUUGACAAUGAAAACAAAGAAGGAAUGGCAGAUUAAUUCAUUAAAGAGAUACUCUAUUUCUCCCAAUGGAGUUUGCUAAUGGGUAUGUUCUCAAGUUCCAAUUAGGAGCAGGCAAUGGUUACUGUAGCGAUUGAAGUGGAGAAGUAGGGGAGGAAGCAAGUAAUUAGCUGGCACAUUUGGAUGAGUUGAUGGAUACAAAGUUUGUCCAAUGCUAAAGAAAAUUAAAUGAGGGAAGCACAGUGGUCCAAACGUUUUGUUGGAUAAGGAUUCAUCUGCCAUCCAUGUGAAGCACAGAGCAAGUGUUUUCCCAAAGGAAAGGAUCACAACCCAUAUGCCAUAAAACUACACUAUUCAAUUACUCACCAAUUGUGAGAAAAAGGUGAAGUUAAAUAUUGGUAUUUGCUUGUUGUACGAAGGGCAUGGUGAAGUUUUUAUUCCAAUUGUGAGGGGACCAUGAAAAGGAUUAGGGUGAAUAAAGGUUUCAGUACUUCCUUUUACCCAACCUUUGCUAAGCUCUAUUUUUUAUACAGCUACGAUCUUCACCGUCGGAUAUCAGUUCACAGAUCUGAUUUCAAUUAUCCUUUGCUCGUGAUGAUUUACCUAUAUAGGGGCUUGUAUUUGUACCUUUGAAAAAAAAUAGCAAAAGCUGAAAAAUUUGAUUCUCAAUGAUUUACAACUUUUAUUCAGAGGUUAAGACAAAAGGCUGAAUUAUCUCA